UAUAUAUGAACAACUAUCUACUUCUUUCCAAAGAUCAAGAACAUCAGUCGAUCUCUCUCAGAAAAGUGUGUGCUUCAUCCUCAUAGGCACACACAAAAAAUAAAAAUGGCAUCUCCAGCAGUUCGUGAUCAGGACAACCACAACGAUGCAGAAAAUAGUUCGAUAGGUUAUUGUGGCAAGGUGAUGAACAAGGUGGUGGAAUUUCCAAGGAAAUUAAAGAAGCUUGGACAAGAUGAUCCCAGAAGGAUUGUUCAUUCCCUUAAAGUUGGAUUAGCAGUUCUUUUGGUGUCAUUGCUCUAUUACUUCCAGCCUUUCUAUAAUGGUCUUGGUGACACUGCCAUGUGGGCUAUUCUAACUGUGGUGGUUGUCUUCGAAUUUUCAGUAGGAGCAACACUGGGAAGAGGUUUAAACAGGAUCCUGGCGACAUUCCUAGCAGGCGCUCUAGGAUUUGGUGUUCAUCACCUGGCAAAUCUUUCAGGAGAUAUAGCUCAUCCAAUACUCAUCGGCAUCUUCGUCUUUCUACUAGCUGCAUCAGUGACAUUUAUACGCUUCUUUCCGCGGAUGAAGGCGAGAUAUGACUAUGGACUCCUCAUUUUUAUCUUGACAUUCUGUUUGAUAUCGGUAUCGGGGUACCGAGAUGAGGAGAUACUGGAAAUGGCUCACAAGAGGGCGUCCACAAUCCUCAUAGGUGCCUUUAUAGCUGUGUUUGUGUGCGUUUUCAUUUGCCCGGUAUGGGCUGGCGAAGAUCUGCACAACUCAGUAGCCAAGAACAUUGAAAAGCUCGGGAGCUUCUUGGAAGGUUUUGGGGAUGAAUACUUCAAAGUAGUUGGCAGUGGAGAGUCUAAUAUGGCACAUUUGCAAGGAUAUUUUAGUGUUCUCAAUUCAAAACAGAGUGAAGAAACUCAGGCCAAUUUUGCAAGGUGGGAGCCUAGACAUGGAAGGUUUAGGUACCGUCAUCCUUGGAGAUACUAUCUCAAGAUCGGAAACCUCACCCGGCAAUGCGCCUACCGCAUUGAUACCCUCAGUGGUUACCUCAACUCUGAAGUCCAGACACUAUUAAACAUUCAAAACAACCAAGUUCAAGAGCUGUGCAUGAAGAUGAGUUCAGAAUCAGGCAAAGCACUGAAAGAGCUAGCAUGGGCCCUAAAAACAAUGACUGAGCCAUGCUCUGCUGCCAGCUCCCACAUCACAAAAUCAAGAGCUGCGGCCAAUAACCUCAAAUCCAUGCUUAGGACUAAUGCAGCGGCGGUGGCGGGAGUUGGUGGAGAUCAAGUUCGUCUCCUAGACAUCGUGCCAGCUGUGACUGUUGCUUCGCUGCUAAGCGAAAUUGUUGCUUACGCUGAACCAAUUGAGAAGUCUAUUCAGAAACUGGCCUCCCUUCAACAUGUGCAGUUCAAGAGUGCAGAACGAAAAAAACCAACAGCAUUGACGUCAUGUAAAACUUCUUCCAGCAAUGUGGGACCGCAUCAUGUCAUCACCAUGGAUCGACUAGCAUCUCUACAAGUUCAAGAAUCAAACAAGGAAAUCGGAAGCAAGUUUCAAAGAAUUAGGAGCGCCGUUUGAUAAUUGGAUCAACCCCACUUUAAUUUCUUUCUCCUUAUGGAAGAGAGAGAGAGCCAUGUUGGUGUUUUUGUCAAAGCUCUUGCGGCUUCUUGUCAUUGGCUCAUUCUGCCCUUCAUCUGCCUGUAAGUCUGAUUAUGAACUCUUCGCCGCCUUCUCGGACCCCUAGCUGAUCAUUACCUGGGCAUGCUGGCCAUGUCUAGAUGCGCGUAAAUGUCACUCAAACUGGUGGUGAUCUGCGCCACAGUAACUUCUCCGACAUCUGAAAAACGAUGGAGCCUCUAGUGCAGUGUAGUAACUUUCCUAUGUUUCGGUAUGUUUGGAUAUUAACGAUGGAAGUUUUUUUAUGCUUUUUUCUAUUUAUAUAUACAACAAUAUUAUACAUUUAAAUGGUGUAUGGGCUAAGCGAUGCAGUGUAUAUUUAUAUAUAAAAUGAUAUUUUAUAUCCUAGUUGAACCCUUUCGAAACACA
Malus domestica (apple) is the source of this 2031-nucleotide messenger RNA. Its product is annotated as aluminum-activated malate transporter 2-like. NCBI's taxonomy places the organism in Eukaryota, Viridiplantae, Streptophyta, Magnoliopsida, Rosales, Rosaceae. Gene Ontology annotation, biological process: malate transport. Gene Ontology annotation, cellular component: plant-type vacuole membrane. The record is from RefSeq and is a predicted model, not a curated record.